AUUUCGAUUGUGACAACACAUGGACAGAAUGGAAUAGUCAGAAAAUAACGAAAAUACAUAGUUACUAUCGAAUUUAUAAAAUGGAAUGAAUGGGAUCAAAGGAUGCAAAUUGAGCGUAGAUUACAUUUUGCGCACGCGUCCUGGCAGGACAUCUCGCUUCUCCCAGAAUCCUUCCAGUUGAGGUCCAGAUAUCUCGGAGAAAAUCUAACGCCGCUCGAACGAUGGUAAAUAACAAUAAUCGAUACCUUGGGGCGAGUGAGAUCAAUCGUUUUUGAAUUUCAGUGAAUAACAAUUUUUGGAAUCGAAGUUUUCGCGAAAGUAACACAAAGCAAAAACGAUGUUGAAACAGCCGGAAAGACUGCUCGAUGGGACACCAACCAUUCCUGAAUCGAAGAUGGAGUUUUGUAGUAGUGGGCGGUAUUGAAUUUUCGAAACUUUUUUUGGAAAAGUGAGAGACAUGUGUUGUUCUUCAGCGGCGAAAAUAGUGCUGAUGGUCUAUUUGUCCUGUGUGGAGAUCGUCGAAUCAAUGGAAAACAUCACCAUGGUUUCCUACGUGAAGUCCCCACGUCACAGGGGAGCCGCCAGGCAGAUGUACGGGUCGGGAUCCCUACGCUCCAGGGAGUCAUUUCCAGUCUACGCCAACGACCGAAGGCGCUACCCAGAAAGGAGUACCAUAAGCCCAGAUGUGGGCGGAUACAGGCUACUGCCGAAUCCUGGAUUUCCCUACACCCACGAUUUCUACCCACUGCCCGAGGUCAUAGGCGGAGUCAGAUCCUCUACCAGAAGCGGUAAGGAACGUCCAAUUUUGAGAGGGCUUCUCGUUCCAGGAGGGCUCUACGGUGGACGUCCCGAGUAUUAUUCCGGGAAACCAGACCAUGGAUUUUUCGGUGGUAGAUUUCCCCUGGACCUGGGCACGUUGCCUGGUAGAGGUUUUCGCAGGACCUCGUCAGUUCACCGCCAGAAAAAUCCUAGGAUAGGUCCUGACAGGACUAAGGGCGUCAUUCAUCCGUCAGAUGAUUUGACAGAUAUGACAGAGGAGGAUUUCGAUCAUCCUUGUGAAGUUUCUUGUUCACCAAACGAGUAUUUGUGUGAGAGCAAUUGUAUCUGCAUCAAGCAGGAUGCACGAUGUGACAAGAGAGUAGAUUGUGAAGAUGGCGAUGACGAAUUGGAUUGUUCAGAGUAUGAGCUUGAAAGACACACCAAAUGCAAUGAAACCAACAGCAUAAGGUGUCCCACUACCGGAAAGUGCAUAUUGAAGAAAUGGUGGUGCGAUGGUGAAGAUGACUGUGGAGAUUUUUCAGAUGAGACUCGUUGUGAAGGAACCAAAAAUUGCACCACCGAGGAGUUCGAAUGUUCCAACGGUCUGUGCAUUCCAAAAAUGUGGGUUUGCGACGAUGACGUCGAUUGCAAAGACUACUCCGAUGAGUGGAACUGCACCCAAGCAGGGUGUAAACCGAACGAAUUCGACUGUGGAGACGGCACUUGCAUUUCUCAGAAUUGGAAAUGCGACAGACAAAUGGAUUGUAGCGAUGGAAGAGACGAAGUGGAAUGCAAUUUAAACGCCCCAGAUUGCUUGGUAGAUGAAUUUCUCUGCUCGGCUCAUAAGUGUAUCAAAAUGAAAUUCAAAUGCGACGGAGAUAAUGAUUGUGGCGAUUGGAGCGACGAAUAUAACUGUGCUAGUAUUCGGCAGAUUUGUGAAGUUGGCGAAUUCAGAUGUUCCGAUGGAAGGUGUAUACCUGAAAAAUAUCGUUGUGACAAACAGCGCGAUUGUGACAAUAACGAGGACGAAGCUAAUUGUGACUAUUCAAUCAAGAGAAAUUGUUCCUUCGAUGAGUUUGCGUGUAGAAGUGGCGCUUGCAUUUUGAAAACCUGGAAGUGCGACGGCUUCCAAGACUGCAGCGAGAACGAAGACGAAGAAGACUGCCAGAUCGUUUGUGACGAAUCCAAAUAUGCAUGCGCGACAUCCUAUCCAGCCGACAAUUCGACAUCCUACUGCAUCAAUAAGAAACACGUUUGCGAUGGUCAGAACGACUGCCCCAACGCCGAAGACGAACUGAACUGUCCAGAGAUGAGAGAAUGCGAAAAGGGCACCAAGUGCGAGCAACUUUGCAUUACCAAACAUGAUGGCAGUUCUGGCUGUGCCUGUUCUAGGGGUUUCACCCUUGCAGAGGACGGACAAAAAUGCAUCGAAAUAGACGAAUGUCAAUACGCUACGGAUCCUGUCUGCUCCCAGACUUGUACCAACACAAGAGGAAGUUUCAAGUGUGGGUGUUUGACAGGUUAUGUUCUGAGGCCAGAUGGACGUUCCUGCAAGGCUCAAGGAGCGACCCCCACUCUGCUUUUCGCCAAUAGGAAAGAUAUAAAACAGGCAUCUUUGAGCAGUGCCAAGUACAUUCCCAUACUGAAAGGAUUGCACAAUGCAAUCUUCCUCAGCUAUCACUAUGAAAAGCAGAUGAUUUUUUGGACCGAAACGUUGAUAGAUGUCAUCAGGAGGGCCUACAUCAACGGUUCAUUUUCCAGAGAUGUAAUCAAGGUGGGAUUAGAGACGUCAGGAGGUUUGGCUGUAGACUGGAUACACGAUCUGCUCUUCUGGACAGACGCAGGCACUCAGAGGGUCGAGGUGGCAGAUUUGGACGGCAGAAACAGGGCGAUCUUAGCAGCAGACGACAUGGACAAGCCUAGAGCCAUCGUGGUCCACCCGGGAGAGGCCCUGGUGUUCUGGGCGGACUGGGGCCCGAACCCCAAGAUCGAAAGAGCCGAGAUGGACGGCGGGAACCGCAAGAAGAUAGUAACAGAGUCCAUCUUCUGGCCGAACGGCCUGACCUUAGACUACACCACAGAUCGCAUCUAUUGGGCGGACGCCAAACACAACGUAAUAGAAUCCUCGUUCCUUGAUGGAAGCGACAGGAAGAAGGUGGUGAGCAAAGGCUUGCCUCAUCCGUUCGCCAUCACCAUCUUCGAAGAUAUCAUCUACUGGACGGAUUGGCACACCAAGUCCAUAUCUUCGGCCAGUAAAUCUACUGGUCUCGGGCUGAGAACCAUCCAUUCGAAGCUGUACUACCCGAUGGAUAUCCAAAGUUUCCAUCCGCAGAGGCAACCCAAGUACAGAAAUCGUUGCGAGAAGGCUGGGUGCUCGCAUCUGUGUCUUCCCAACAAGAAGUCUUACAGCUGCGUCUGUCGAUUGGGACAGAAGUUGGCUGCCGAUGGAAGGUCUUGCGUGGAGCCGGAGAAGUUCAUAUUUUUCGCCAGGAAGAAGAACUUGGUCAUCAAGCAUUUGGACGGAGAUGCCUUGCAUCGACCUGAUAUUGUGAUUCCAGUGGAAGGAUUGAAGGCAGCCUCGGCUAUAGCUUGGGAUUCCGCAUCGAACAUUAUAUUUUGGACCGACGUUGAGAGGAAAGCAAUAUACAAGGCAUUUUGGAACGGCAGCAGUCAAGUAGCUAUCGUAGAUACGAACUUGGAAUCCCCAAUGGGAAUUGGAUACGAUUGGUUAACGAAGAAAAUCUACUGGGUUGAUAUGAAAAUGAACAGAUUGGAAGUGGCUGAUAGCGAUGGUAACAAUAGGUGCCUGCUGGUAUGGGAAGAUAUCGAUUCUCCCAGGGACAUUGUUCUGAACCCAUAUGAGGGUUUGAUGUAUUGGACAACCUGGCAGAACCCCAAAAUAGAAAUCAUCGGAAUGGACGGUUUAAACCGUUCAGUCAUAAUCAGCGAAGAUUUAAUCACACCGUCUGGACUGACCAUAGAUUACGAAGCCAAGAAAUUUUAUUGGGCUGAUGGCAUCUCCAAGUACAUAUCCGUUUCGAAUCUGGAUGGAACCAACAGGAAAACUAUCAUAAGAGGUUCCACCAUACCUCAGCCCUACGGUUUGGACGUUUUCGGCGAUAGCAUAUACUGGACCGAUUGGACGAAUUCCACCCUGGAAAGAGCGAAUAAAAUCGAUGGCGGUAACCGGACUCUACUAGAGAAGAAAUUGACGAACAUAAUGCAGGUUAAGAUUUUCCAUAGGAAUAGGAGAAUCGUGGCAACACCGUGCGACAUAGACAACGGAGGAUGUUCCCAUCUGUGCUUGUUGAAACAUGCAGGGUAUUCGUGCGCUUGCCCUACAGGUAUCAAACUGAAGGACGAUGGUAAAUCUUGUGCUAACGGUCCUACCAAUUACCUAAUAUUAGCACAUGGUACUGACAUCCGACAAAUAUCCCUAGAUGUACCGUAUACGGCCGAUGUGGUCAUGCCGUUCCCACCGCUGAAAAUGGCAGUAUCGGUAGAUGUUGAUCGAAAAACUGGAGAAAUCUACUGGACGGAUACCGAAGAGGCCGUCAUCAAAAAGAUCAAACCCGAUGGAUCCGAUCUGCAGAUCAUUAUCAUGCACGAACUCAUGAAGCCAGAUGGCAUUGCCAUCGAUUCUACCGGAAGAAAGAUUUAUUGGACCGACCGAGGCAGAAACAGCAUAGAAGUGUGCGAGUUGGACGGUACCAACCGUAAAGUUCUAUUCUCGACCGACAACGGCAAACCCAGAGCCAUAGCUCUGCAUUACCACCACGGCCUGAUCUUCUGGUCCGACUGGGGCAGCAAACCGAAGAUAGAAGUGGCGAACAUGGACGGCAACAACAGAAAAGUGAUCAUCGACACCAAACUCGAAUGGCCUAACGGCCUAGCCAUAGACAGGCCAGCCAACAGACUGUACUGGAACGACGGCAAGAAGAACAAGAUCGAAUCUUGCAAUUUCAACGGCCAAAACAGGAAGAUAAUCCUCCAAUACAUUCCCUACCCUUAUGGCUUGGUCAUAGUUGGCAACCACAUGUACUGGACCGACUGGAAGACCCAAGCUCUGCACAGAGCCGGCAAGAUACGAGGAACAGACAGCAAGAUCAUCAGCAGCAAUUUAACCGGCCUGAUGGACGUCAGGGCCGUCCAAACCGACAACAUCGCCGAGAACGCUUGUGGCGACAACAACGGAGGAUGCUCGCAUCUGUGUCUACGGAGCCCGACGUCCUACACGUGCGCGUGUCCUACCGGCAUAAAGCUCAAGAAGUUCAGCACCACGACUUGCGAAGACUUACCUUCGACCUUCCUCUUGGUAUCGACGAGAUUCGCCAUCAGUAGGAUCAGCUUGGACUUCGACGAGGUUUGGGAUUACACGUUGCCGAUAAAGAGUAUAAACGAGGCUUAUGACCUGGAUUUCCACUGGGCCCGUAAGCUGAUAUACUACAACGAUAUCGAACACAAGAUGAUCAGGAGCAUCAACAUGCACAACUUGUCCGAUGUUAAAGACGUAGUCCCGACAGGUACCAAUGGAAUAGCUGUGGACUGGAUUGCCGACAACAUCUACUGGACCAACACUGAUGAAAAAACCAUCGAGGUGGCAACACUGGACGGGCGCCAUAGGAAAACGGUGAUCGGGGAAAAACUUCAGGAUCCUCGAUCUAUAGCUGUUUUCCCGAAGAAAGGCUACUUGUAUUGGACAGACUGGAAGGAGCCCAAGAUUGAAAGGUCGUUCUUGGAUGGAUCUUCACGGCUGGUGUUGAUAAAUGAUUUCGUCAAUUUCCCUCUUGGCCUCACCAUCGACUAUGUCAGCAAAAGGAUGUACUGGAUUGAGGCUAAAUCUAAUGGGGAACAUAUAGAGACGGCAAAUUUGAAUGGACAGAACAGGAUCAUUCUGAAUAUCGACAAGACGUUUCCAUAUUCUCUUGCACAGCUGGGAUCCCACAUUUAUUGGUCGGAUUGGAGACAGAAAAGAGUCUAUCGGGCCGAUAAAACGUCAGGAAAGGAACAGAUGAUCCUCAGACCCGAUUUGGAUGCAGCUAUGGGAAUUACUAUGGUUGCGCAGACGAAACAACAAGGAUGGAAUCCUUGUGCGGUCAACAAUGGUGGUUGUGAAUACCUCUGCUUUUAUACCGGCAAAAACUACACUUGCGGGUGUCCAAAUGAUAGGCCUAACUGCAACAAAGAUCCAUCCCAAUGGGUUUCGGACAAGUGUCCCAGGGACAAAUUCAACUGCGGAGGGGACUACGAAAACGAGGACGACCUUGAACCCAACUAUUACAACCCCUACAACAGGAACAUCGACGAUGUAGUGGGGCAUUCAGAUUCUCCGCACUCUAACUCCAUCCUCAUCGUCUGCCUACUCUUCUUGGUAAUCAUCAUAUUGCUGUGCACCAUCUUCGUGUCGGUGCUGUUGUUCGUAAGAGGAAAGAAACGCUAUCGUUAUAGACACGGGGGUAGUUUUGCCAAUCCGAAUUACUACUCUCCCAACAGUGAAUCUCUCGCAACGAAUUCGACUAACAGUAGCAACGGGGACAGGAGGCAGUUCAUAUGGAAACGGCUGAAGUACGACAAAUCGCAGGAACGUGUCUAUGAGGAGACUGUGUUGUCCGAUAGCCCAGAGGUAGUUAGUUGCAAGAUUUAACAUAAAUCGAUCCAGUAAAAGUAAUAUGAAUUAUUGACAAUUCCCAAAGAUGCGGAAUAGAACUGAGGUCGUGUUGAUUUUUGUUACUGAAUGGAUAUUAGUGACAUUCACUUUUAAGAUUUAGAAGAUUUUAUUAUAAAAAUAAAAAAAAUUAAGAAACAAAAAUCAAGAUUGUAUAGACUGAAAUGAAACCCAAAUUAUUGGUAUGUUGAAUGACCCCUAACAGGGGCCUACCUUGUUAUAGAGGAAUUAAUGAUUUAACAGAAUUUAUCGAAAGCUGAUGGAGAAGCCAUAUUUGAAGUUUGGCAGUAUUAUUUAAGUGGAGCAGGAUGAAUCGCCCACCUUUCUUGCAUGAAAUACAGUUAGUAAAAGUGUUCAGGUAAAAUAUGAGGACAAUAAGAAGCAAUGAUGAUAAUUUGGCAGAAAUAUAUGUAAAAGGAUUGGUAAAGAGAAAAUUUAAAUAGCAGAAAGAGUGAGAGUAUCGAAUUAUAUACAUUGACUUUAAUACUUCUAAAUUUCAAGAGUACCCACAUAAAUUGAAGUUUUGGUGAAGAACAUUCACCGGAGUAAUUAUUGAUUUGUUUGGGUGAUAUUAGGAAGAAUAUUUGUGAUAGGAACAUUGAGAUUUGAUAUUUUAACUAAUAUGAAAAUAAUUUUUAUUGUUAUGUUGUGUAUUUCUAUAGAUAAUUUAUGAAUUCCAAGUGGUUCGAAUUGUGAUGAGAAUAGAUUUAUUAUAUAUUGAUUUGCUCAAAUAUGCUGCAUAUAUGAGUUUACAUAUGAAAAAAAUACAUAUUAUUAUGAAACAAAUGAAAAACUUGAGAUCUUGUGAUAAAAUGAGUGCAGUUAUAUAAUUAUCAAUGAAAGGAAGAACAAAGACAUUUUGAGUUUGUAAAAAUGAAUCAUUUAUCUGGUCAUAAUAAAAUUCUUUGUACACUAAGGCUUGGGGCAUAUCUUUUAUCGAAAUGACAGUGAUUGAGUCAUUCAAAGUAUCAAUUAAAAUAUAACAAGGCCAAGAGUAUAGCCAAUAGAGUAAGCACAAUUUACGAUGGUGUACCGAAGAAGUCUAUUCUAAAAAAAAUCAACUGUCCUAAAUUGUUCUUUCGAAAACCUUUGAAGUAACAUAACUUAGAAGUGGAUUCCCUUAAACGUAUACUUUGUACAUCCCCAAUAUUUAUUCAUCUGAGACUGUUAUUUAAAAGACAAAUAAAAAUGUUAAGUACCAUCAGAUUGAAUUUCUAUAUAUAUAAAAAAACAUUACAUCUUUGGUACUUGAUUCAAUGUGAUAAGUGUACAGAAGUAAAAUCGACGUUACCUAAUUUUAAGGAAAAAUGUCCAUUCUCCUUGAUGUAACUUCAUAUCAUUUCUGAAUAAAACUUGUUUUGCAUUAUUUUAAUACCCAAAACGAUAUGAAUUACAAAAAAUAUAUAAUUGAAUGCCCUAUAUCGAAA
Molecule: messenger RNA, 7851 nt
Organism: Harmonia axyridis
Lineage: Eukaryota; Metazoa; Arthropoda; Insecta; Coleoptera; Coccinellidae
Gene: Lrp4
Product: low-density lipoprotein receptor-related protein 4
Exons: 21
Coding region: 458-6403 (1981 amino acids)
Molecular function (GO): calcium ion binding; protein binding
Source: RefSeq, a predicted model, not a curated record